Molecule: messenger RNA, 2937 nt
Organism: Venturia canescens
Lineage: Eukaryota; Metazoa; Arthropoda; Insecta; Hymenoptera; Ichneumonidae
Gene: nompB
Product: intraflagellar transport protein 88-like protein nompB
Exons: 15
Coding region: 291-2774 (827 amino acids)
Biological process (GO): intraciliary transport; non-motile cilium assembly
Cellular component (GO): non-motile cilium; ciliary base; ciliary basal body
Molecular function (GO): kinesin binding
Source: RefSeq, a predicted model, not a curated record
CACAUGCGCAUAACUUUUAAUUCCGUUCAUUGUUGUGCUACAGUCGGUCUGAAAGAUCUUGUAGCUAGGAUACGAAGAUAUACAAAACAAAACUUCACUGCUUACCUGAUAUUUUUAGUUUUUCUUCCGGUAUUGUCAUGCUUUUAAGCACUAGUGUUUAUUCUUCAAGUGAUUGAAAUACCCAUGCGUCGAAUUAUUCAUUGACGCAAAUAAAAUAAAUAAUCAAUUUUUCGACAAUAUCAAUUAGCGAAUUUCUACAGUGUCGAUUUAACAAGUGUAAAGUUAUCGAUAUGUUGGGAACAGAAUCGUUGGUCGACGAUGAUCUGUACAUGGGCUACAAUGACUAUCCCUCGAUCUACAGUACCAAAGAUCUUGAUCAGGAUGAAUUGUUUCAACAAGCUCUACAAACUAGCUACGCCAAACGGUCGAUUCACACACCAAAAACUCCAGGAACGGCGAUGCGACUCGGAACUUCUACUGGUUUCCAUAGGCGAGGUACAGCGGUCACAGGUCGACCUGGAACAGGUCCGAGACCAAUGACCGCAGUCCGCGGGGCUGGCUACACGAGCAAUAAUCGUCAGCCCUUUGACCCCCUUAAUAUGGCGAAUACCUCAAGGGGGCCCGCUCCGCCACUGACAACCGGCAAAGAAGACACCCAGGAAGAAAAGAUCAAAGUUGCCGAGCGCAAAAUAAUGGAAUUGAUCGAAAGUUCGGCGAUGGCGGAGAGCGAAAAUGACAUGAAAGUUGCCCUCGAGCGAGCCCGGGAAGCAUCCUCCAGAGAAAGAAUCCUCAUACGUCUUCAGGAACAAACGGGCCUGAGUGACAACCACAACGUCGACUUGACCUUCGCAGUUUUAUUCAAUUUGGCAAUCCAAUAUUCAAACAACGAGAUGUACACGGAAGCGAUUGCUACGUAUCAGGCAAUAACGAGAAAAAAAGUAUUCAGGGACAGCGCGAGGCUGAAAGUCAACAUGGGGAAUAUAUACGUGAAAAUAGGUCAAUUGUCACAGGCUAUAAAAAUGUACAGAAUGGCUCUCGAUCAAGCAACCGCAGCUCACAAAGAUCUACGGAUCAAAAUAAUGCACAAUAUCGGUAUGCUUUUCGUGCAAAUGGGACGUUUGGAGGAAGCUGCCAAUAGUUUCGAGUGGGUGAUGCGAGAAAGGGCUGAAUUCAAAGCCGGCUUACACGCUAUACUCUGCCACUUUGCUCUUUCCCAUCGAGAUAAAAUGAAGCGUGAUUUUUUGGAGCUCCUCGAGGUACAACUCAACAUUGAUCAGGAGGACAAAUACAGUAUGAGCACGGACGAUGUUGCCGCGAAUAUAUUGAACGAAGUAAUAAAGGUCGACGAACUUUCAAAAUUGGAGAAAGAGAUGAAGCUGGAGGCAGAAAAAACGAUCCUGAGCGCAGCGAAGCUCAUAGCUCCGGUUAUUGAGGACACAUUAUCGGCUGGAUUCGCUUGGUGCGUCGAAGCCAUAAGGUCCUCGGCCUACGGUCCACUCGCCGCGGAUUUGGAGAUCAACAAAGCCAUGGUUUUUCUCCACAAUCGGGAGACCUCAUUGGCGAUUGAAACACUGAAAGCCUUCGAGAACAGAGAAACAAAAGCGAAUAGCGCCGCAUCGACGAUGUUGUCGUUCAUUUAUUUCCUCAGGGGCGAUUACGAUCAAUCGGAACGUUAUGCCGAAGCAGCUCGGAAGGCAGACAGCUAUAACGCUGCGGCUUAUGUUAAUCUUUCGGCAUGUGCCAUCAAAAAAGGCGAAUUAGAAACUUCGCGUGAAUUAUUGCUCUGCGCUCUUGACAGUGACGCCAGUCACAUUCAGGCACUCUACAAUUUAGGAUUGGUUUAUAAAAAACAAAGCAUGUACGAAGAGGCUCUCGAGUGCUUCUGGAAAUUACGAAAUAUUGUACGACACGAUCCUCAGACCCUCUAUCAAAUCGGACAUCUCUAUCAACUGAUGAACGACUUCGAUCAGGCAGCUGAAUGGUUCAAUCAAUUGUUGGGCAUCAUUCCUUCCGACCCUGGCGUACUGCAAAAGUUGGGUGAAAUGUACGACAAUCUCGGCGAUAAGCAACAGGCGUAUCAGUACUACAGCGACUCUUACAGAUUCUAUCCAGCGAAUUUCGAGGUCAUUGAUUGGCUGGGUUCUUAUUUCAUAUCGAUGCAGGUCGCCGAAAAAGCUCUGGCGUACUUCGAGCGAGCGGUCGAGCUCGCACCCGAUCAACCACGUUGGCGUUUGCUGGUAGCAGCGUGUCUCAGACGAACCGGUCAGUUCCACAAAGCUCUUACCGAGUACCAGGACAUUCACAAACGAUUUCCUGAAAACAUCGAGUGUCUCAAGUUCCUCGUGAGAUUGUGCAGCGAUCUCGGCCUCAAAGAGGCGCAGAAUUAUGCGAACGAGCUUAAGAAGGCGGAGAGGGCUAAGGAGUUGAAGGAACGUCAAGGAUCCGCACGGCCAGGGACGACAGGAUCGAGGAGAAGCAACAGCGGCGCCUCGUCGAGGGGAGGCUCGGGCCUGAGUAUGCAGUCGGACAAUCGUUCCAGUCCUGUGCCCCUUCGCAAGGAGAACCGUGGCACUUCCUCCAGCGGGGCUAAUCGCUUGAGUCGCGUUUCAACGUUCGAUAAUCACACCGAGUUCACUCCGGAGGCCAACGGUCCCCCUGAAAUAAAUUACGCGGAUCCGGUUGGUCCUAUGCCAGUGCGACCGAUGACAUCGGCCGGUAAAAGAGACGACGAUUUCGGUGACGAGGAACUGGGCGAUGACCUUCUGCCGGUGUGAUCAGAACGUUGAUGCUGGAUCGUUCGACGAGAAAAAGCAUUGGAUCGUUUUUCUCAAUAAUCCGGACUGUUGAAUCGAUGAAACGUCACUUUGAGAACGCAAUGAAAUGUCAGCCUUGUUUUCUCUCGCCAUGGAGUCUCAUUAAUAUAAAUUCUCCAUCGUC